CCGACAGAUCCAGAGACUAAGAGGCUUGAUGGACAAUGUUCGAGGAGGCUAAAACCGAUCGACAAACAACUGGUUCAGGAAACGCUUUGGCGACAAUGGAAUUUGGACCACAAAACGCGUCCCUUGCCGACGGAUGGGUUCACGAAAUGUGCGUCGAAUUACGCGUGGCAAUGUGUUAGUAAAACCAGCGCGGAAUCAUUCGGACGGUGUUUAUGAGCAAAAGCAACGGCAAUGUGUUCUACUACGAUACGAUCGGGACAAAUCCGGUUAGACGCAAAUUAGGGGCUAUGCGCCACGGACGGUUCUAUACGGAGAAAUUGAAGAGGAAAUUUCCGCCAAUAAGGUUGAAAGAGAAAAUCAUCCACGCGUUGCACAUCAUCGAUGCAAUGCUCUGGAAGUUCGCGGCCUAUCACUCGACGUAUACGAAACAUCCUUUGCAGCAAGCUCGCCUAACCCAUCAAUCAACCGCUGGUCUAUCAAAAUACUUUCGCUGUUUGGACGGGGACCGUGUCCGGUGCAAGACUACUUCCGAUGAUUGAACUAGAUGGCUUCUUCAGCAAUGUCUCGAUCUACGAGCUAUUCAGUGGCGCUAAAUUGCUUGGAAGCAACUUAACCUUUUGGAGCCGAUUUUUUUUGCCGCUGUCGACGCAACCUCGCUGGUGUGGAACACGUUUGCUAUGCUCGGUUUCAUCGCCGGGGUCAUAUAUGACCCCUCCGGCUCCAAAGGGUUAGCAUUUCGACGGGCGAGAACUAAGCGGUUCUAAAUUUCCCUAUGAGUCAAUCUUUGUGCAGAUCGGUUCGAAAGGUGCCGAGAAGCAACUUGAAGCCGAAUUUUGAGAAGACUUUCGGCAGUCGGAUUUGGUGGGCCUGGGGCAAAACCAGCCAGAUCUACUCGUCGGUGCUGCGGUUCGAGGCGCCAAUUUCUAUGAGUUUAUUGCGAAAUGCGCCGAUAAGAAGUGAUUGGCGUGAAAUGGCGCUAGAUGUAGGGUAGAUUCGGAAGUUAACUAUCCAGUUCUUCAGUUUCAUGAUUUUGUUGUUCAAAUAAUGUUCUCAAUAAAUAAUCUAAUCAACAGUUAA
Messenger RNA from Aedes albopictus (Asian tiger mosquito), 1077 nucleotides. RefSeq lists its product as uncharacterized. The record is from RefSeq and is a predicted model, not a curated record. NCBI's taxonomy places the organism in Eukaryota, Metazoa, Arthropoda, Insecta, Diptera, Culicidae. Bases 213 to 539 code for a protein of 108 amino acids. The transcript is spliced from 2 exons.